CGAGUGCUUAUGUUUAAUAUCUUCACGAGAUUAAACGUAAAAAUCCCCUAUCAGGAUGGCGGCCGGAUCGGUCCAGUGAAAGGUCCCAAAGUGGCCCGGGCCGUGGGGGCCACACCUCCACUUCGACUAUAUAAGCUUGUGCACCACCCAAGCUCAACCAGAAACUCAACGAUCAAAGCAAACAUGGCAUUCAAACUUGUUGUCUUCGCCGCCUUCGUGGCCGUCGCCCGCGCCGGCGCUCCCCUCGGCUACGCUAGCUACGCCGCUCCCGCUGUCGGCUACGCCGCUCCCGCCGUCGGCUACGCCCACGCCGCCCCCGCCGUCUCCUACGCCCACGCCGCUCCCGCCGUCUCCUACGCCGCCGCUCCCGCCGUCUCCUACGCCGCUCCCGCCAUCGCCAAGUACGCCGCUGCCCCCGUGGCCUACGCCGCUCCCGCCAUUGCCAAAGUCGCCGCUCCCGUAGCCUACGCCGCCCCCGUCGCUAAGGCCGUCGUCGCCGAAGCCUACGCCCCCGCCCACUACGACUUCGGCUACGCCGUCUCCGACCCCCACACCGGCGACAGCAAAUCCCAGCAGGAAUCUCGUCGUGGAGACGUCGUCCAAGGCAGCUACUCCUUGGUGGAUCCCGAUGGCACCAAGCGUACCGUUGAGUACACCGCCGACCCCCACAAUGGUUUCAACGCCGUCGUCCACAGGGAAGGUCUCGCCGUCAAGGCCGUAGCCCCCGUCGCCAAGGUCGCCGCCCCCGUCGCCUACGCCGCCCCCAUCGCUAAGGUCGCCGCUCCCGUGGCCUACGCCGCUCCCGUAGCUCACGCCGCCUACGCCGCUCCCGUGGCUCACGCCGCCUAUGCCGCCCCCGCCUACGCCAAGGUGGCCGCCGCUCCUGCCUUCGCCGCCUAUGCCGCCCCCGCCGUCGCCAAGUACGCCGCUCCCGCUCUCUCCUACGCCGCUCACGCUCCAGCUUACUACCACUGCACAGUCGAACAGAAGAAGCAAGUGAACAACAUGGCAUUCAAAUUCGUCGUUUUCUCCGCCCUCUUGGCCUUAGCCCGUGCCGGCGCCCCUUUGGGCUACGCCGCCGCCCCCGCUCUCUCCUACGCCGCUCCAGCAGUCGCCUCCUACGCCGCUCCCGCCAUAGCCUCCUAUGCCGCUCCCGCCAUCGCCUCCUACGCCGCUCCCGCCAUAGCCUCCUAUGCCGCUCCCGCAGUGACCUCUUACGCAUCCCCCGGAAUCACCUACGCAGCUAAAGCAGUAGCUCCAGUCAGCUAUGCCGCCCCCGCCGUCACGUACGCCGCCCCCAUCGCCAAAGCCGUCGCCCCUGUGGCCUAUGCCGCCCCCGUCGCUAAAGCCGUCGUAGCUGAACCCUUCGCCCCAGCUCACUACGAUUUCGGCUACGGAGUCAACGACCCUCACACCGGUGACAGCAAGACCCAGCAGGAAUCUCGCCGUGGGGAUGUCGUCCAGGGAAGUUACUCCGUUGUGGAUCCUGAUGGUACCAGACGUGUUGUGCAAUACGCUGCUGAUCCCCACAAUGGUUUCAACGCUGUUGUCCACAAGGAACCUCUUCAUGUUAAGGCUGUAGCUCCUGUUGCCGCUCCUGUAGCGUACGCCGCUCCUGCUGUGGCCAAGGUUGCCGCUCCGGUUGCCGCCUAUGCGGCUCCUGCUGUUGCCAGUUAUGCGGCUCCUGCUGUCGCCAGUUAUGCCGCUCCUGCGAUUGCCAGUUAUGCCGCUCCUGCUGUAGGGUUGGGAUAUGCAGGGUAUGGAGGGUAUGCUGGAGGGUAUGCUGGGGGGUACUCUAAGGCCAUUUUUUAAAGUGUGAAUGUGAUAGCGUUGUGUGAAUGACGUCUAAAUUU
Zophobas morio is the source of this 1853-nucleotide messenger RNA. RefSeq names its product calphotin-like. Bases 10 to 1812 code for a protein of 600 amino acids. Lineage: Eukaryota; Metazoa; Arthropoda; Insecta; Coleoptera; Tenebrionidae. The transcript is spliced from 4 exons. Gene Ontology annotation, cellular component: extracellular matrix. The record is from RefSeq and is a predicted model, not a curated record.